ACUGCUCCAAAUAUAAAAAUAUGACAUUGUGUCUGGGCUGAGCCACUUUAGCAGUAUUUUUUCCCAUUCAUUCUGACCACAGCCCUGAGACCAUCAUUGUACAAUAAAAAUACUGUAAAAUCACCAUCCUAAUACAGUCACUUGCAUUGGUGGAUUAAAACGUGGGAGAAUUACCUCACUUAUGUCACGCUUGACCCCAAUGUAACAUUAUUUGUUAACCAAAGUUUACUUUGAUCGCAGUGACAUGCCUAAUCGUGUCUGAACAGAGAAUGGCGUGCGCGGUGGCCACCCCGAUUCUGGAGCCGAGCGGGGACUUCCCGGCGUGGCUGGAGGCGCAGGGCGUGAACGAGGAGGUGGCCCGGGCCAUGGACUCGGAGCUGGGCAUCCGGGACUACGGGGUCCUGCGUGCCUGCGUCAGGGAUGGCCUCGUGCGGGCCGAGCUGCUGGCCACGGCGCGCGACCGCCUGCCCUUCGGCUUCUACGCCGUGCUGCGGCAGGUGGUGAAGGCCCUUCAGGGUACCGAGCCCCACGACGCUGAGACGCCGCGAUGGGACGACGCCGCUUCCUCCCCUGGCGACGUGACACUGGGAGGCCUGGUGGAGGUGCUGCUCGCUCUGUUCAGCGGCUUGAGCCGGGAGCUGCUGCUGUCCGUGCAGAGGCUGGGCGAGUGGGAUGGAUUAAAGUUGGGGACAGUUGCUGGCAGUUUUGAAGAUGAGACCACUGAAAUGGAUCGUCAUGUCGAAAAUGAUAAGCCAGACGAGAGGUCCACUCCAGUCAUGGAUGCCUCCUAUGGCACCAUAGCAACGGAUCAUGUUAAAAUGGAGUCCUAUGAAGAUGACGAUGCUUAUUUCUCGAAUUCCAUACUGGAUCCUCAAUUGACAGAGCAAGGUUCCGUGGAGUACACUACAAAGAAACGCUUUGGUAAACGUCUGCUGGAGAGCCAUCCAGAUCUCAUCAUUGAAGGCGUGACCUCGCUGCCCAAUGCGUACGAGGUAGGCGCUGGCCAAUACGCUUUGACAGAGUCGGAGAAAGGCGAAAUGACCGAAGCAGAAGAAGAAAUCGCCGCCACCGCCGCCGUCGUGAAGACUGCAGCCCAGCCGCUGAGGGGGCGACGCUCAUUCCCGCGCAGGCAAACCAUCGGCAGGAGGGUCUCGGCAAAGCGCCGGCAGAAGCCCUCCGGUGGAGAUACCGAGCCGUACGAGCACAAGUGCUCGCUGGCGAAUGCAGCCGCCGCCGCCGCGGACAAGCCGCACCGCUGCAAGUUGUGCGGGCAGGUCUUCGCGCAGAGCAGCCAGCUGAAGGCCCACGCACGCACGCACGUGGGCGAGAAGUCCUACCGCUGCAAGGUGUGCGGUCAGGUGUUCGCGCAGGCGUUCGGCCUGCGGCGCCACCUGCAGAUGCACUCGGGCGAGAAGCCGUUCUGCUGCGAUGUGUGCGGCCACGGCUUCUCGCAAGCGUUCGGCCUCAAGCGGCACCAACAGAUCCACACGGGCGAGCGGCCUCACCGCUGCCAGCUGUGCGGCAGCGGGUUCUCGCAGCCAUGCGACCUCAAGAUCCACCUGCGCAAGCACACGGGAGAGAAGCCCUUCUGCUGCAAGGUGUGCGGCCACGGGUUCUCCCAGCGCUGCCACCUGAAGAUCCACCUGCGGAAGCACACGGGCGAGAAGCCCUACCGCUGCAAGGUGUGCGGCCAGUGCUUCUCGCAGAGCUUCAGCCUCAAGCGGCACCAGCAGAUGCACACCGGCGAUAGGCCGCACCGCUGCACCGAGUGCGGGCGCGGUUUCUCGCAGCCCGGCGACCUGAGGGCACACGAGCGCACGCACACGGGCGAGAAGCCGUAUAGCUGCGACGUGUGUGGCCAGACCUUCACGCGCUCCACUGACCUGCGCUUCCACCAGCGUAUGCACGUGGAGGAAAGUGGUGCUGUGGGGGAAACUUUUUGAGGCCGCCAUCGUUGUAUUCCAGCUGAGGUCGUAGGUUUUUCGCAUUUGUGCUGUACUGUUUGGCACGAUGUCCCCAAUGUUUCACGCCACACGCUGAUAAGGUUUUUCAGUUCGUGCAUUUUUGGGUUGUGCCGCGUGUUGUUAGCCUUAGUGUGUGUUAGUCGGAAGCUCCCGGCACAUGGGGCGAAACGUCGGACGUUGUGUUGAACAACGCGUAGUGGCACAACCUGAAACCACGUCAAAAUGUUUUACUGUUAAGAACGAUGGAGUAUGAAAAAAAAAUGGCCGGAGUGGAUCAGGGGCCAGAGUACUUCUCUGGCGCUGCUGAAAACCUAGGUUCAAAUCCAGCUUUCAGUUUCUGUUCUCAAGUGGAGUGAGUUUACAGUCUUGGCCUGGUCACAAAUGACUGCACAAAACCCCACCACGUUGAAUUUGCCUUUCGCUUUAUUUUGCUGAACAUUUAUCUUUAUCGGGACGAAUGGGAAAGUGCACCCCCUAGUGUAUGGAUAAAAUACAGUCGCUGAAACAGUUCUCAGAAGUCAUUCUAUGAUGUCAUUUUUUGCGGGCAGUUUUUAUAACAUGUGAGUGAGUGAGACUUUGGAGACUUGGGGUCUCCCAAGUCUCACUUGUGAAAGAGGUGUGCUAUUUCAAUAUGCUCUUUUCAUCUGGUUAUAGUCAGAAAGAGCAUCGCAAGCAGCAGUCAUGUUAUGAGACCAGAUCAAAAUACAACUCGUAAGAUUUUAGACAAUGCCAGUAGACAAAGAGCAGAUUUCAAACCAUGCUUAUUAAGGUGAGCUAAUCAAGUAUCUUGUUUCGGAGAAUAUAGGUGCGUGUUUAGUGUUAAUUUUUUAGGCACAGUUCUUGGUACUGGGUUUAAAUAACCAGAUAAGAGUUUUGAAUAAGGUUAUGCGGCGAAGUCGAGGUUUAAGGUAAAUGCACAGAUACAUGGCAAGCCGAUCGUUAGUAGCAGGCACACUACUACGAAAUUGUCUGCAUCGGAGGCACUAGCUGAAGCAAGGGCAGCUGUACAAAUGUGUUGUCAAUGCUUGUGGAAUUCUUAUCUAGUACAAACCAUCCUGGUGUAGCGAGAGCACUGGAUAGUGCGCUGUGCUGAGAACCUGGCAAACCUGCGUUCUAUUUCUGGCCACAGCUAACAUCGCUUGCAGAUUUGUAUCUGUGCCGCUCCUGGGUUCCAACCACUUCAACCCGGCACUGACUAGCACGGUGAAGGAUGGUCAAACAAUCCCCCAGAGUCAGCGCACUGGGGGAGGCCUUCAUCCAGCAGUGGAUGGACGAAGGGUUGUAAAUUACUAUUUGUUCUUAUUACUCACGGAUAUAGCCUCAAGACUGAUGGCUUUUGUGAUUCAACAGCCACAAUCACCAGUGACAACACGUGCCGAGUCACACUUACAUUGCCUCAUAUGAACGCGUGGAAACGUGCACUGGCAAAGUCAACAAAGCCAUAUUGCCACCCUUCUCAGACAAAUACGAGGUCGCACUAGUUGGUAGAAAUUCCAAUUGUUUUAUGAUGGGGGGGGGGCUUUCUUUCCAUGGAGCUUGUUGAUCCACAAGGUGGUACUCGAUGGAUUCAUCACAGAGGGAUAAUGGUGGGCCAGGGUUGAUCUCCAACCAAUAUUUAAACUUGCAACUUUCUUAUACCCCUUUUACACCGUACAACUGAGCCGUGCUAAAUCAGCCUGUCGUGACUCAGGAGGCACCGGUUACAUUUUUUCUACCCCACCCAUGGUCCUGCUUGGCCCCAAGACAUAUUCAGUUGUCUUGUGAGGCCAGAGUUGCUUUUGGCUCAGCUCUGCAAAUAUCCAGUGGGAUCCACACACACACACACAUAUAUGCUGAGGGCCGUGCGCUGGUGCAGCUCAGAUGUGUUUGGCUGGAUCAGGCAAUUUACUUGGUUUUGAGAAAGCUUCCUGGCGCUGUCAAAUGCUCUUUAAGUUCGUGCAUAAAUGUGUUUGGCUUUUGAAGGUCAAUGUAGUUCAUGCUGAAUUCACUGUUGGUGAAA
Messenger RNA from Lethenteron reissneri (Far Eastern brook lamprey), 3963 nucleotides. Its product is annotated as zinc finger protein 287-like. Gene Ontology annotation, biological process: regulation of transcription by RNA polymerase II. Lineage: Eukaryota; Metazoa; Chordata; Hyperoartia; Petromyzontiformes; Petromyzontidae. Gene Ontology annotation, molecular function: DNA-binding transcription factor activity; RNA polymerase II cis-regulatory region sequence-specific DNA binding. The record is from RefSeq and is a predicted model, not a curated record.